Messenger RNA from Labeo rohita (rohu), 1870 nucleotides. RefSeq lists its product as uncharacterized. Bases 231 to 932 code for a protein of 233 amino acids. The record is from RefSeq and is a predicted model, not a curated record. The transcript is spliced from 6 exons. NCBI's taxonomy places the organism in Eukaryota, Metazoa, Chordata, Actinopteri, Cypriniformes, Cyprinidae.
UCAGUUUGCUUUCUCUUUCACUUCAUGCGGCAUGGCGUAACAUACGUGUAUUUUAUUUUAACCUAAGAAAUAACGCUAUUGCCAUUUUAUUUAAAUAAAUAGGCCUAAGUCGUGUUUUUGAUAUCCGAAAUUUAUUUAAACACUGAAUAUAAAAUUCUUCCGGCGUUCUGUGUGGCAGGAAUACGAAGGCAGACUCUAUUAUAAUAGCGCAACGGAGCAAAACUAUUUAAAUGAACUAUUAUACAGACACAUUUGCUGAAAUAAUGGAAUCCUGUUUUGUGCUCACUCUGCUUAUUUUGCUCGUUGGUGGUGUGUUUGGUGAUGUGGUGACAGUGUCAGUGACUGAGGGAGAUUCGGUCACUCUACAAACUGAUAUCACAAAGAAAGAACAUGACAAGAUGCUGUGGUAUUUUGACGACACUCGCAUAGCUCUGAUCAAUGGACAUCCCAAUACGAGUUGUUUAUAUGAUGGUGAAGGCGGGAGAUUCAGAGACAGACUGAUGGUGGACUAUGACACUGGAUCUCUGACCAUCACAAACAUCAGAUCUGAACAUGCCGGACGUUAUGAAGCAGAGAUCAUCAGAAGCGAAAGUUCAGGCAAAAGGCAAAGCUUGAACAGAAACCGCAAGUGUGACAGCACAAAAAUUACCAAAAAAAUCAGCAUCAGUCAUGAUGAUACCAUAAAAACUUUCAAUAUGAUCGUCAUUGCUGAUCUGUCUGAUCAAGACAAAACUGAUGAAGAACCACGUAUGGAAAAGAGGGAGUUUGACUUGGAUUCAGGUCUGUCUUCCGCUGCUGUAGUAGGAAUAUGUGCUGCUGUUCUGCUGCUGGUGAUUGUUGUAGCUGCUGCUGGUGUGAUUUAUUCUCGCCACAAGUUCUCUAGAAAUGCAGAAAUAGAGAAAAACAAGUAUGAAGGAUUUAUGCCCAUAUAAGAGGAGAAAGACAAAAUCAUCAGUCAUAAAAACAAAAACAUCAGUGUGCAAUGACUGGUCCAGAAACAAUAUUCACUGUAAAACACACUACACUACUCUUUAUUUACAGCUUUGAAAAAUAUUAGCAGUAAAGCCAAUUUACAAGAAUGUAUUUGUUCUAGUUUGCAUUGUUUUGGGGAUUUACCUUGAUGAAACACUGGACACAUGAAUAUCAACAAUUACUGAUGCCUUUUAGCUUCAAGAGAGUAACUGUAUAUCAUAGUUGUGUUUUGGUGUGGUUGGUUUUAUCGUUCAUUUAUAAUCAUGUAAUGGUCUUGCUGUGCUUUCUACUGUUCUUUCAUUUUAGGUUUGUAUGGGUUUUAAGGGAUAAUUUCCUUCAUGACAAAGAUGUAUUGUCUUAUUUUUGUGAUAUUUUCCAUUCCAAAAACUAACGUAUUUAUAAUAUUACUCAACAUUCUGGAAUUCCCAUUCAUUUUCUCCAUUGAGAAACUGAUUAAUGAUUCUGUGAAAACCACAGACUUAGCAGUGCAAUAUGUAAUUACUUUCUACAAAUUAAAUGAAAAUUAUAGAUUGUAAUGUAGAUUACUUCUGACUACUUUUAGAUUACUUUUGAAAUUACUUGUUUAAAAAUCUCAGGGGACUUCAAGUAAACAUUUUAGGUCAGAGGGGUUUGUCUGACAAAAAAAGUUUGUGAAUCUCUGCAUUACACAAAAACAGCAACAUGAAAAAUCAAUCAGAUAAACAGGUUAUUUUUUUUUCGUAAUGUAAUUUAUUACAUUAAUACAUUAUGUAUGUAAUAAAUUAACAAUGUAAUUUAUCUGUAUGCUUUUGCUUUAGAAUAUAUUUUUAAAUGACAUCUUUAUGGAGAAAAUAAAUAGGACAAAUACUUCCAGAAUAAAAAUGAUUCUGUCAUUGUUUAUGCUGUAUUGCCAUAUUUA